CCUGAUAGCACUGGCUACAUUGGGAAUAAUCCUUUUUUUCCUUCUGUUGAUUUGUAUUUUCUCCGUGUGUAUCAAAGGAAAAUCAGGAAAUACUUCAGGCAUGAGAUUUAUGCCACAAAAAGCAACUAAUGGAGGAAAUGGAAAUACUUUGGACAGGAGGGCGAUGAUUCAAGAUACUAGCUCCGAAGACAGUAGAUCUGACACGAAUGAAAGUGUCCCAUAUAUUGAGGAACAAUCAAAGAAACCAAAAACUGCCCUAAAAAAGUUUUCUAAAAUAUCAUUGCAAAUUUCGGAAGACGUGGAAAACGGCGAUAGUAACAAUAUAUCCUUCGUGGAUCAAAGAGACCGAUCCCUUACUGUGAUGAUUCCCAGAGCUAAGUACCAUCCUGCUUCUGCAACAUCUCCUCUGAUGAAUUACACCACAUUUGAUGCCAGAAAACCAUCAGUUCCAUCCACUAUAAAUGAAACAAAGCUGUUGAGUUACUUGGACGCUGGACCAUCUCCAAGUAAGUCCGAACCCAUCAGAAAAGUCAGCAAAACACCUACCGACACCAUUAUUGAAGAAAAACCAAACUCUCGUAAAACUUCCGGAGCGCUAAUUUCAGCUGGAUUUGAAGUGUCUGCCACAGUUGUCAACAAUAUGGGCACUUUGGGAACCACCUGUGGUACGGAAGCUGAUAGAAGUGAAAAUGCAACUUUGAUUCACAGAAUAAGUACCGAUCUCUUAUCGAGCACUGGCACCAGAUCCCAAUUCAAUACACUGAGAAAAUCACUUGUGUAAGUUGAUUUUGAUUAAACUUUUCACUUA
Molecule: messenger RNA, 808 nt
Organism: Leptinotarsa decemlineata (Colorado potato beetle)
Lineage: Eukaryota; Metazoa; Arthropoda; Insecta; Coleoptera; Chrysomelidae
Molecular function (GO): calcium ion binding
Source: RefSeq, a predicted model, not a curated record